AUGUGGAAGAGAUCGUUCCAUUCGCAAGGCGGGCCCCUCCGUGCCAGAACGAGAUUCACCAAGCCCAAGCCCAAGCAGCCUGUGCUGCCUCGCGACAAAAUAAGACCGCCCACUCAAUUGACCCAUCAUUCCCGCAGCCUGCAGAUCACAGAGCCGAUUCCGCCAACCGCCUCUAACCUGCACUGCCCCGACGACCAUCCGCUCUGGCAGUUCUUCUCCAACAGGAAGUUCAUCAGGACCACCGACGACUUGCCGCCCGCCGGCCACGUCAGGCCCUGGUCCAUCCCUGAGCUGAGACACAAGUCCUUCAACGACCUGCACUCCCUCUGGUACAACUGCCUCAGGGAGCAGAACGUGCUUGCCCGCGAGAACCACCUCUUGAAGAACGUCGUCGGCUCCUCGCACGACGAGUUCAACGAGCUCUCGCAGUCCAUCAGAACCACUAUGUGGCAGAUCAGACACGUCCUCAACGAAAGAGAACUGGCCCACUCCGCCUCUCGGGCCUUCUUCCAGGACGAAUCGCAAAGACAAAAGUUUCUGGACACCCUAACCAACGACCACUUUCUGAAUAAGGACGUCCCGGACGACGAGGUCGCCGCCAUGCUCACACGCUUCCAGCUCGCCGUGUUCGGGAUCUCAGAGACCAUCCAGGACAACACCGUCGACACCACCUUUAUUGAAGGAAUCAAGUUCCUCGCGAACCUCAAACUGCGCCGGUUCAAGGACUCGGAAGACCUGAUAUCGGAGCUGUCUCAGGACCCCAUCACAGACGUGGGCGAGUCCUUCGUCUUGUUCACCUCCGAUUUCGAACAGCGUGCUGUCCACGAAGCAUGUGUCGCCAUCAAGGACCUGAGACAGUCCCCGGAAAACAAAGUCCCCAAACUGAAUGAACUAUCCACCGUUAGAAAAUACUUGAAACAAUUAAUUCGUGCAAAUUCCAUGGAACAAGCUACUGCAUGA
Molecule: messenger RNA, 960 nt
Organism: Saccharomyces eubayanus
Lineage: Eukaryota; Fungi; Ascomycota; Saccharomycetes; Saccharomycetales; Saccharomycetaceae
Gene: MRPL4
Product: mitochondrial 54S ribosomal protein uL29m
Exons: 1
Coding region: 1-960 (319 amino acids)
Biological process (GO): mitochondrial translation
Cellular component (GO): mitochondrial large ribosomal subunit; mitochondrial ribosome
Molecular function (GO): structural constituent of ribosome
Source: RefSeq, a predicted model, not a curated record